This is a messenger RNA of Dicentrarchus labrax (European seabass), 3062 nucleotides long. RefSeq names its product protein IWS1 homolog. Gene Ontology annotation, cellular component: nucleus. Bases 190 to 2394 code for a protein of 734 amino acids. Gene Ontology annotation, biological process: poly(A)+ mRNA export from nucleus. NCBI's taxonomy places the organism in Eukaryota, Metazoa, Chordata, Actinopteri, Moronidae. The record is from RefSeq and is a predicted model, not a curated record. The transcript has 16 exons.
UGUGCGCAUGCGUAUAUGACCGUAGAAACCCCAUUUUGGGUCUCAGCGCUAACUGGGAGCUAGCUGCUAGCGGUUAGCUUCGUUACUUUGGUCGGUUUCUGUUUGGUUUCCCGCGCUGAGAUUAAAGAACACGAGACUGACCCGCCUCCAGACCCGAACCCGAACCCGAACCCGAGUCUUCGUCUGAGGAUGGACGGCGGAGAGGAAGACUUCCUGUCCGGAACCCGCUCCGAUGACGGAGGCGGCACUCCGGUUCUGGAUGAGCCCCGCGGGUCAGACGGUGAGGACAUGAGGAGCGACAGACAUCCAUCUGAGGACGACGGCAGCAACGACGAAGACGCCCCGAACGCCACGGAGACCGGCGGGACGGCGAGCGGCUCCGACCACGAGGACCACAGAGGAGGAGCCGACAGCGACUCGGAGGGCGACGCUCCCGGUGGUCGCCACGGCAACAACGACAAAAGCGACUCGGAGACCGAGGCCCCUCGGCGGGUCGACAGCGACGACGGCGCCGACUCUCCGGUGAAACGCAGGAUGAGCGGAUCGGACAACGAAGAAGAGUCGCCCGUUAAACACGGAGCGUCAGAUAACGAGGAGGCGGGAAGGUCGUCUCCCGCCAAACGGAGGGGGAGCAGCUCGGACCUGGAGGAGGGGGGAGGGGGGAGGGGGGAGAGGCCCAGAGCGGCCGCAGACAGCGACUCCGAUAACCAGGACGCCAAACCGGCAGCGUCCCCCAAACGCCGGUCCAACGCAGACAGUGACUCUGAAACAGAGACGCCUGCCAGACGCAAGGCGGCACAGAUAGACUCUGAGGAAGAGGAGGAGAAACAGCAGGGGGAGGAAGAGGGGGGAGGAGGGGGAGGGAAGUGGAAGGCUGUGAUGCAGUCCGACAGCGACGAGGAGGAAGAUGAGGGGAGAAGGAAGAAGGCUGCAACCGGGAGCGACGGAGAGCAGCAGGAGGAGAAGGAGCAGAGAGACGACAGUGAAGACGACGAGAAGCCAGUGAAGAGGAAGAAGGCCAUCCUGUCCGACAGUGAGGACGAGGAGAAGGCAGAUAAACCAGCGGUGAAGAGGAGUCGAGCGGUGUCCGAUGACGACAACUCAGACAGCGACGGCGGGUUGGCGGGCGGUCCCGAUAAGAGCCUGGCGGCGAAGCUGCGAGAGCUGGGCUCGGACAGCGGGAGCGAGGAGGACGAGAGGUCGAAGGCCACGCCGGGGAAGAAGGACGAGAAGGCGCUGUUCGGCAGCGACAGCGAGUCUGGAGACGGAGAAGAAGAGGAGAAAAUGAUCGCAGACAUCUUCGGAGAGUCCGGAGACGAGGAGGAGGAGGAGUUCACGGGCUUCAACCAGGAGGACCUGGAGGGGGACAAGAAGGAGUCCAAGGGGAAGCAGGAGCAGGUGGAGGAGGAGUCCGACUCUGAUGAAGGAGUCGACCGCAGCGGCCAAGACACCAGCUUCAUGUCAGACUUCGACAUCAUGCUCGCUCGGAGGAAAGCCAUGAACAGUAAGAAGAGGCGUCACCGUGACGGAGGGACGUUCAUCAGCGACGCCGACGACGUGGUCAGCGCCAUGAUCACCAAGAUGAACGAGGCCGCGGAGGAGGACCGAACUCUCAACAGCCAGAAGAAACCGGCGCUGAAGAAACUCACUCUGCUGCCGCAAGUCGUCAUGCACCUGAAGAAACAGGACUUGAAGGAGACGUUCAUCGACAGCGGCGUGAUGUCGGCCAUUAAAGAGUGGAUCAGUCCUCUUCCGGACAAAUCGCUUCCCGCCCUCAGGAUCAGAGAGGAGCUGCUCCGGAUCCUACAGGAACUGCCCAGCGUGAGUCAGGAGACCCUGAAGCACAGCGGGAUCGGACGGUCCGUCAUGUUCCUGUACAAACAUCCUAAAGAGUCCCGAUCCAACAAAGACCUCGCCCUCAAACUCAUCAACGAGUGGUCGCGGCCGAUCUUCGGGUUGACGUCGAACUACAAGGGAAUGACGAGAGAGGAGCGUCAGCAGAGAGAUCUGGACCAGCAGAUGCCUCAGAGACGACGACUGAGUCAGCCUCCGAAGGUGGAGAGGGCGGAGGAACCUGACGUCUUCUCUCCGCCCAUCAGUUCGGGAGGUCAGACGCCUCGCAGAGACCUGGAGAAGCAACUGACCGGAGAGGAAAAAGCUCUGCGACCCGGCGACCCCGGGUUCUGCGCCAGGGCUCGGGUGCCGAUGCCCUCCAACAAGGACUACGUGGUCCGACCCAAGUGGAACGUAGAGGUGGAGUCCAACAGGGGUCCGAUGAAGAAGGGUUUGUCCCGCGUCGAUAAACAGAUGCGUAGAAUCGCCGACAUCCGCCGCCUGACGAAGCCGGGUCACGCCGUUAAAAUCAGCGUGGAAGGAAACCGGAUGCCGCUCUGAUUUUAACCUCUGUAGGAUUUAUUCUCUUUUUUGUUUUUUUUCUUUUUUGUUUUAAUGUGUUGCUCCUGAACAAGCCCCCCCCCCUCAGGUCCAGAUCUGCCUUACAGUAGGGCGGAGGUCACAUAGAGUCAGAAUGUGAAUAUCUGCUGUAAAACUGUCUGAAGUCUUUUUGGUCUUCGGCUCCAAAAUGAUCCAGAGAAUAAAAUAUACUGUUGAUGUUAGCAGGUAGCUACAUUAGCUUUAGCUCCAUCGCAAGCUAAUUAUCGAUCAUGUUUAACAUAUUGUUAGCUAGCUAGCGUGUUAGCAGUGGGUUGAUUUGGAGAUGAACUUAUGCAAGGCCACAGUUUCAGCUAAUGCCACUCGGGGUAAUGUUAGCAGCUACAUUAGAGGAUCGGUUUGGGGAUAAACUUUAUAAUAUUUGGUACAGGACCUCCUCCCGGCCCUCUGUCCUGAAUGUGAAGGUGUUUUUGUUAAUCAGCCGGUCGGACCUCCUCCUCGGUGCAGUUUGUCCCCCGUGUGCUCCCGUAGCGGCUGUACUGAAGUCUGUCUGCAGGACUCGGUUCACACACUGGUUCUGCUGGAUUCUGGUGUCGGGUCCGGUCCAGAGCCCGUCUGUCUGCACUGUUCUGGAUCAGAUGAUACUUUUCUUAAUAAAGACUCAACAGAAA